Molecule: messenger RNA, 2799 nt
Organism: Suillus discolor
Lineage: Eukaryota; Fungi; Basidiomycota; Agaricomycetes; Boletales; Suillaceae
Exons: 11
Coding region: 1-2799 (932 amino acids)
Source: RefSeq, a predicted model, not a curated record
AUGGCCAAACGCGCGGCAUCUGCUGAUGAUCAACCUGCCCCGAAGCGUGCCAAACAUAAUGAAAGGAAUUGUUGGACAGUGCCAUCACCAUGGGAGGAUGUGAAUGCCUGGCGCAUUCUGGAACGGUUUCUCACUACCGACAUUACAUACCCCGAGAUGGAAGAUGCGUUUUCAUCGUACCUUGGCGAUCAAUACUCACCGGACGAUUGGAAGGACACCCGAGUGGCAUUAUUCUCUGGUGACGGUGAUGACGUCCUUGCGCUGUCAAAUCUUUGCGCCUUGAUGGCUGUGAACAUACCUCAGUGUUUAUUGGAUACGGCGAGCACGGCGAAAGAUUUACCCGUAGCAACCUCCACAUCAAGACAGAAAGUUCGAGGGAUCAAGAAUGGUCAGUCGCAUAGGCCAUACAAUUUCAAACGCUUUAUCGACGACGAAGCAGGGGAUUCUGAAGAUGAGGAGGAGGAGGAGGAGGAGGAGGAGGAUGGAGAUGGGUCCUCCGUGCGAUCACCCAAUAUUACAUGUUUGCCAGGACCAUCGGCCAAACAUAGAUUGGCUGCAGCGAUCGAUGAUAUUUUCAACAAGUAUGAACACACCCCACAGAGUUCUUCAGCUUCAGAACAACGGGCCCCUUACAAAGCCGCCUGGUCCUCCGGCACCAUUGAAAGCAGGAUGUAUCUUCUUGUAGUUCACAGAACUGCUACACAUUAUAUCGCCGAACAUCUUCGCAACAAGGGAUUUCCCGUGACUGUGUCGGUGUGGUUACCUGGCCAGCUAUACAUGUCUCUCCAUAUCUCGGAAGAAGAACGUGAAGCGGUGGAACGUUCAAACAUCAAACUUCCCAACCCAUUGUGGGUGAAGAUUAAACAUGGGAAGUACAAGGGCGAUAUCGGCUAUGUCUUCGAUCCCGAUCAAUCGAACCUUUUCAUUACGGUCUUGAUCCCUCCGCGGGAAUUCCCCUAUAACAUGCCUCAGGGGUCUGUAGCACUCCUCGACUUCCAAAUGACAACACAGGGGCUUUUACUCAAGAACUUUCACCGCUAUCUCGUAGAACUCGUUGCCUCCCCUCACACUGAUGACAUCCGACUGUAUACCCAAUCCAGAUGGGACAAAGCCUUUGUGAGGAACACUAUCGCAGUGUUUUCAAUGCAGUUCUUGCACAAAGGCGAUGCAGUUAGGGUCAUCAAAGGAGAUGUCCGCGCAGAGAUCAGUACGGUCAUCUCGAUACACCAUGCGUCUGGUACUGAUAUAGAGUGCGUCUUUUGGGUGGGAGAUACGAUUCGAGUUGUAGUGGGGUUGUACUUGGGUUUAGAAGGGCACAUCAUACAGACAACUGGCGAUAUCUUUGACAUUUGUCAAGAGGCCACUCAGGAAGUGGUUUGGGUGUCUAAGUACUACUUAGAUCGCUGUCCCCCAAAUUACACAUAUCAAUCACGGUUAUCUAUUCAACAACAUUUCGAGCAUCGCCCUGACGAAUCUCUACAAGUUGGCGACUACAUAGAAGUACUCGUUGGAGAGCACAUAGGCAAAUGUGGGGUCAUGGCAUGGUUUCCUGCGGGAGAAAUGCAACUGUGGUUCCGGUAUGCGAACCCCUGGACCAAGGAUGACACUGGGUACAAUUCAGGACCACCGAUUUUCCAAGUUCCCACCACAUUUGUUCGGUGGACGGGCUUGUCACAGACAUUGAAGUACACGAAGGAAAAAGGUUAUGAUGUGAGACCUGGAGACGUUGUGAGAGUCGCGCGGGGGCCGGAAUAUCAGAUGAAAGGCGUCGUGCAGAGUGUUGACUUCCCAAAGGCUCGGUUGACACUGUUAUCUGAGAGUGAUCGCUCGCUCAUUGACGUUCCAAUCGAUUUCGUGAUGAAGAUACGUAACAUAUCCUUGGAUUCCUUCAACGAUGUCAUCGGCCAAGAAGUUAUACGGAGCGAGUCUUGCACUGUUGCUGUGCAUGGGCAGGCCCGUACUGAAUGCAAACGCCAAGACAUUGCCACCAGAUAUGGAAUGAGGUUAAACGGUGCGAUGCUUGGAUUAUCGGACUUGGCGUCAUUCUGUGACAUGCAAAAAAAGUCAUACUUAAAGUCAACACCACAAAGAUUCACCACCCCUCCUCCAGACCCAGUUCCCUCCAGCUCGUCUAGUUCUACCAGCGCAGAUCUCAGCUUGUCAUCAUCCACAUGGACUAACUGGAGCGCCAGCCUUACGAAUAUCAACACUACACACGAUCCUUCAUCAACUGUCACUUCCAGCUCAGAUCCUUGGACUUUCAAUGUACAGGACAUGCAGGAUAACAUCUCUGCCAGAACAAACCAACCUAAAGACAACGGCGAGUCCUCAGUGGAGCCAUCACACCAUGUUGCUCAUUUGAUUACAGGCCCGUUACCUUGGUUGAUGAGCAAAGAGUUUUCUUCGCUGUUACUGACAUAUCACGCAGUAUUCAGAGUCUCACUGAGCUUCAUGGGAGGGAGGCUCCACAAGCGAUUUGUAUCAAUGGCCUGUCCUGAUCCAUUCUGCGGCACGAACGGACCCGCACCCAAGGAUUGUGUCGCAGUCUUUUGCACAUCCAGCAACAUAGGCGCUGCUAUUCAACACUACCAUAUCUCUGCCAAGGAUCUAAGCCCAGCGCCUCCAUGCAAAAAAAACCAACGAUGUCUCGUUCUGGACGGGAAAUCUCGUAGUCAGAUACUGACUAUUUCGAAGUGUAACAUGAAGCGAAAUAUGGCUGAGGCUGUGAUUGACGGUGCCACUAGUAUUACCUUGCGUUUCGAUCAAAUGUGUCUCGUGGAAGAAGCCAAACAGAUAUGA